AUGCGCCUAUGGGCUCUCCCCGUAGAGCGAAUAGCGAAUGCUCUCUAUCGGCUGCCCCCACCUCCAUCCUGGAGGUCGGUGCUGCCCUUGCUCCACGCCUUCAUCGACUCCAUCCCCUCCAUUGCCCCUCAUCGGGGAGAUGAGAUGACCUACGGUUUCGGCGGACAUACGAUAUUUUCACUUCAGACAACGGAAUGGCCUUACUUAAGCAAACCCGAAACUCCAGCAUGGCAAGAAACCAGGAAUUCCACAAUGAUGAUAACUUCUGGAGUGGAGGGCCUCAACAACGUGUUCUGCGUGGGCACGGAUGCAAUGGAAUCUGCAGUACCCUUUUCUCUACAUGGACUGCUGGAGUCGGACAUCCCUACCAUGCUUCCCACGACCUCAUGUGUGCCGACAAGCGACUUGAAACCAGAUUCAUCCCUUGAUGCUUCUUCACCCUUCACUUACCUUGAGCCCAAUCUGUUCGAGAGCGGAAUGCUGUCUGCGACUAUUUUUGAGAACUCUGCGGAUCACGACGAACCGGAGCUCGCUCUCGGAAUGGUCAAGAUGGCAGACGUGCACAUGACUGAAUCACAGAGUUGUGAUUUUAUGGACUCAUUUAUGUCAGGAACUCUUAUUGACGGUUCGCCAACUUCCGACAAGAGCCCGAUCGGCUCGAUCAUCGAUGUGGACAGUGACUCGCCCUCCCAGACGAGUGAAGCUCUAUCUGUGUCUGAAGGCACCAUGGAGGAAUUCACAACUAUCAACUUCAGUGCACUUCAAGUGGGAAGCGAUACUCCUAAGGAGAAGAAUCUGUCAAAGCUCCCACUUUGGUCGUUCAAAGCAUCAUCUACAGUACCUUCAAUGCCAGAGAUUCCUCAGCGUAAUCCCCUUGGUAUGCAAGCCUCCCAGAAGGAAAAGGCAAAGAAGAAGCUUACACUACAAAUACCUGAAUUUUUGGACAGUGAAGCCAUUUCUACACCGGAGGUCAUUGAGCUGGGUCUGUCUCUUCAGGAGCAGAACGAACUGCAGAUAAAUGCAGUAGCAAGCCCACAGCUCGCGACGAUCACCGUUGCCCCCGGAGGAAAGAGGAGGAGACGGCACGUCGACAGGGCCGAUCCCCGCUACUCGGAGAUGAGACGAAGGAACAACGUCUCGUCCGCCAGGUGCCGCGAGAACCGCCGUCAGAAGCAGCUCCGGCUCGAGACCGCCUUGAAGGAGCAAGAGGAUCGGAGGAAGGACUUGAUGAGGGAGAAGGAGAGCCUGGAAAGACAGCUCCAGUGGUUCCGCCCUUUUGUCGUGAAGUUCAUCGAGGGUUCUGCCAAGGGACCGAUUCAAAUGCAGCCACUAAUUUUCACCAAUGGUGUCGGGCAAUUCUUCAGCAUUACACACCAGGAAGCAUGAAGUAGCUCAAGAACUAUUUUAAUUGACUUUGGAAUUAUGUGAAUUUUCUAUAUAUAUCUUUCCCUUUGUUGAGCUUGGUAGUGAAAAACUUGUGUUUCAGUAAAGUAUUCUGAGUUCGGU
Messenger RNA from Darwinula stevensoni, 1506 nucleotides. NCBI's taxonomy places the organism in Eukaryota, Metazoa, Arthropoda, Ostracoda, Podocopida, Darwinulidae. The record is from the annotation of a GenBank genome assembly.